CCCCCCCCCCCUCCCCCGCCACCGCUUUCCUAGGGCGAGGAAGCCGGCGCAGAAGCAGGCAGGGAAGCCGGGGAGGAUGAACUAGCGCGCAGCGGCAGCUCCAGCCGCAUCGGCCCCGCUCUGAGCGCUGCAAAGCUCCGGUGCAGAGACGGGAGGAGGAAUUGGGGUAAACCUGAUCCCCUCUCCCCAAGCUCCCCUCCACCAUGGCCUCUGGGAACAGCAGCGACCCACCGGACCCUCGUCGGCGCAGGGGCAGCGAGGGGCGUAGGCAGUCGCUGAGACUCAAUUCAGAAGAUCAGGUGGCCCAGGAGACUGAGGAGGUGUUCCGGAGCUAUGCCUUCUACCGCUACCAGCAGGAGAGGGAAGAGGGUGGAGGGGAGGUGCCGAUGGACCCUGAGAUUGCAGAGAUCCAGCAGGAGCCGGGCAGCACCAGCAACCAGGUGGGUAGGCGCCUGGCCAUCAUCGGAGAUGACAUCAACAUGCGGUAUGACGCAGAGUUCCGGAACAUGCUGAAGACCCUGCAGCCCACGAAGGACAAUGCCUACGAGUACUUCACUAAGAUAGCCUCCAGCUUGUUUGACAGCGGCAUUAACUGGGGCAGGGUGAUUGCGCUGCUGGGGUUCGGUUACCGGAUGGCGAUUCAUGUGUACCAGCUCGGGGUGACCGGCUUCCUCCGGAGCAUCGCUCGCUACGUGGCAGAAUUCGUGCUCCGCAACCGCAUCGCCCAGUGGAUUGCCGACCAAGGAGGAUGGGUGGCAGCACUGGAGUUGGAUAACGUUUACGUGUUGUACAUGAUGGGGGUGUUGGUCGUGGUCCUCCUGGGUCAUUUGGUGGUACGACGCUUCUUCAGCCCAUGACUGGAGUGGAGGCCGAGGCCGGUGAUCCGGCCAAACUCUCUCUCAAUAGUCCACUCCGUCAUAAAGACAUCUCCUGAGAGAGAGGGGCUCAGGGAACAAACAAGGGAGAGCAGUUUGGAUAUGACGACUCCUCUUCUGAGACAGCACCAUCCACGGAGAGACUGCCAUCUGUGGGGAGACUGCCAAGAACUACACAGAGAGGCAUUAAUGGGGGGCUUUGGGGUGUGGGGCGGGAUUGAUGAUCUCAUCCAGAGGUUGAAUGCUUCAGUCAGGAACAUCAGUGCAAUGACGUUCCCAGCAUGCAGCGAUGGGUGAGGGUUACAGGCUUCUGCAGUGUACAGAGACCGUAGAAGCCCCAUUAGAGGAACAAACAUGUUGUUUAGGUAAUGCACGUGUCUCCCGCAUCCACUCAGUGGCAUUCUCAAGAGCCCUCCCAAGGAAAGGCACGGAACAUCCUCUAAUGGAUCUCAGCCCAGAUCUCGCCGGCCUUCACAUAACAGGAUUACAGCCACAGCCGUUACAGUCUCUGCUUGUAAGUCAUUGGAGGGGGUCAGCCAGUGCUGGAGAGUCCAGGGAGGUUUUGCUCUUACCUUCUCUUGCUCCCAGCAUGCCAAGCCCCAGAUUCUUAGCUUUCCCAGUUGCUUUUAAAAAGCAUCCCUGUCCACCUCUAAACAAAUACACUGUUUGGCAUGUGACAGUCAUGACUAGAAAUCCAGUUGCCCCCAGACAAAAUGACAGACUGAUCCUGUCAGUAUCUGAAUUUGGAGAUGUGCUUUUUCCCCCCACCCAGGAACAUCACAGACACCUAAACAGAGCAGCAUCCUAGGACUGUGCUACUUGUCCUGGUUGCCAGCCCUUCCUAGGGGAAUGCAGAAGCCUGAACUUCAGGGUGGCAGCAGAUGUAUAAAGGAACGGCUUGUUUUCAAACACUAAAGUCUGUGGUGUUUGGCUUACAGGCACAGCAGACGAUGGUCUUCAUCCAAACAUAAACUUUUUUAUGGAGAAUCCGUCUGGUGGGGCCCCUCUCACCUGACUCCUGUAUCUCUGUGCAUGAUUGGAGAUGUAAACCGCUCCCUGUCGGCUGUUAUUCAGAGUGGUGGCAAAGCAGAGUCCACGCUCUGAAAUCCCCUGAGCUUUUGUGCGGUGAGUGCAGGAGUUUCUAAAUCUGGCUCUGAGCCUUGAGGCUUGGGUCCAUCUGUGCUUCCCACUUCAGGUUACUGUGUAAAGCUUGCAAACUGUGACUGGAUUUAGGCUGUGUCCACCUGAGCCUCAGACUGGGUUCAGACCCAAUUUCUGCUAACCCUGUUUCUAGCGCUGUUCGGCCAGCCAGUGGGGAGGGAGCAGGAGAGUGGGAGAGCCAGGUCUCAGCUCAUACAUGGCUUCAGUGCCCUGAAGCUGGCUUCUGUCUAAAGGCUACUGUAGCUGGGGCCAAGGCUACUUAAGUUUAUCCUGGAGACUGGAUAGAAGAAGCAGCAGCAAUAAGACUAAAAGUAUCUCAAGCGUUCUCAGGGAUUUUUCCGUUCUUACCUGUGUCGUGAACCUUUGCUGGUUGCGGUGCACAGCUUGCUGAAGUAGGACGGGAGGAGGCAGCUGGGAUGGCUGGUAAAGGGAUGCUGUGAUUACUCUUCUAGGCAGUUGCAGUGGCGGAUCUCGUAGGGAUUGCCAGAGUGCAUCAGACCCUUGUCUAGUCUGGUAACCUGGCUCAGACGUGCUUCAGAGGAAAGUGAAAGAAGCCCGCCGUAGGAAAAUGUGGGGUAAUCUGCCCCCAUGAAGGCCUCAUCCUAAUCCCUAAUAGUUAAGAGAUUGGCUUUAACUCUGAAGCAUGAGGUUUAAUAUCCCUUCUGAAAUUUGUGUUAGCAUUAACUGUGAUAACUCUGGCUGUUCCUGUUAUCCAUCUAAAUUCCCACGCCCUCUUUGAAUCCUGGUAAAUGCUAAUCAUCAGCAACAUCUGCAUUGGUUCCUCUAUCUAAUUAUUUCCUUUUAUCAGUUUAGAAUGACACAGCUUUUAUUUGUUCCAAGAAAGGAGAACAUUAGCUCCCCUUCUCUAGACCAUUCAUUAUUUUAUAUACUUGUCCUCUCUUAUUCUUUUCCUUUCUAAGGUAAAAUGGUAGCAAACAUCCCAUCAUAUGAGUGUUCUUCCAGGCCCUUGACCAUUUUCUUCACCUGUCUCUGAACCUCCUCCUAUAGAAUCAUAGAAGAUCAGGGUUGGAAGAGACCUCAGGAGGUCAUCUAGUCCAACCCCUGCUCAAAGCAGGACCAGCACCAACUAAAUCAUCUCAGCCAGGGCUUUGUCAAGCCGGGCCUUAAAAACCUCUAAGGAUGGAGAUUCCACCACCUCCCUAGGUAACCCAUUCCAGUGCUUCACCACCCUCCUGGUGAAAUAGUGUUUCCUAAUAUUCAACUUAGACCUCUCCAACUGCAACUUGAGACCAUUGCUCCUUGUUCUGUCAUCUGCCACCACUGAGAACAGCUGAGCUCCAUCCUCUUUGGAACUCCCUUUCAGAUAGUUGAAGGCUGCUCUCAAAUCCCCCCUCACUCUUUCUUCUGCAGACUAAACAAGCCCAGUUCCCUCAGCCUCUCAUCGUAAGUCAUGUGCUCCAGCCCCAAUCAUUUUUGUUGCCCUCCGCUGGACUCUUUCCUUGUUGAACCUCAUCAGAUUUCUUUUGGCCAAAUCCUCCAAUUUAUCUAGGUCACUCUGGACCCUGUCCCCACCCUCUUGUUAUGCAAUAUCCUUUUGAAAAUGGGGUGCCACGUACUACACAGUAUCUGCAAACCACAGAUUUUUAAAGACAGAAUAUUUUCCAUAGCAUGCUGCAUCUGGAUUCCUUAUACACCCUGCCAUCUUGUUCGCCAUUUUUCACCAGCUGCACAUUGAGUGAAGGUCUCACUGAGCCGUGACAUCCAGGCCCUUCUCCUGAGUUGAUACAUUUAAUUUGGAACCCUGUAAGCUGUAUAAGUAGCUCUUUCUCCCCCCUCCCCUCCCUUCAGUGUGCAUUACUUUGCAUUGAUCAACACUAAGCAUCACUUCCCAUCAUGUUGCCAAUUCAUCGGGCUUGAUUAGGUCCCUCUGGAAUUCCUCAGUGUUCUCUCUGGUCUCGCCUAACCUAAAUAACUGGGUAUUAUCUGCAAAUGUUGUUACUGCAGUGCUCACCCUCUCUUCCAGAGGACAUUGAACUCCAGCCCUAGCACAGCACCCUGAGGCACUCUGCUGUUAAUCUUUUUGACCCAAGCCAAUGAUUCUUCGUGACUAAUUAUAGCCUCUUGUGCAGGACCUUGUCAAAGGCCUUUGGAAAAUCUAAAUAAAUUAUGUCAACUGGUUCUAUUGAUAAGUUCCAAGCAAUCUAGUAGGUUAGUGAGACAUGAUUUUCCUUUGUAAGAACCAUGCUGGUUAGACUUUAUCAUCUUGAUCCGGAACAGUUUACCAAGAGCCAUGCUGGAUUCUCCAUCAGUGACCAUUUUAAAUCAUGAUUAGAUGUUUUUUUUCUAGAAUAUCUGCUCUAGAAAUUAUUUUGGAGAAAUUAUAUGGCUAGGGCUAUCUAGGAGGUCAGACGAGAUGACCAUAGUGGUCCCUUCUGCCCUUGCGAUCUGUGAAUCUGCCAGAUGUGUGAGUUAUCUGUUUUUUUGUUUCAACCAAUUUCCCAGGUACCAGAUUUAAGGCUAAUAGAUAUUUUUUAAAAUAAGAUGCUUUAUGGUAAGUGAUCAAGUCCCAGUGGAGUCAGUCAUACGGGACCCAAGAAGGGAACCUUUAAAACUUGAACCUUUGCUUUUUUUACCACUUUUAUUCUCUGCCACCUCCAAAAAUAUUCAACUGGGCCCCGUCAAACUCAACCCACUGCAAGGACUGUCUCGGGGCAUUUGUUUGUUACCCCCGUAACCUUACUAGACAAUCAUCCCUGUUGCUAGCACUAAUUUCUAAGUGGACAGAAGGCAGGUUUGAACUGGGAGAUGAGACAAAUAGGGCAAGGAGCUGCUAAAUGAAUGAUUGAUCUGCAGUACUGUAUUCAGUCUCUGGCUGGCACUGUUGUAUAACUAGCCAGCUACCAAAGGCAUUGAGGAGAGGAGCAGAGAAGGGAUAUCUUACGUUUAAGUUUAUUUGGAACCUACCUUGGAACAGGGAGAGAAUCCAGUGGGGAAAACUGCUGUGUGAUUUUUAACAGUAUCUUACAUUGGUCCAGUUGGCCCCAUGUUUCAUCUGCUAAACCCAGCACCCAUUGGGAGCUGCUUUGAAAUAAGAAUGUCAUUUUCAUCUGUUGUUAAUUGGGCUGCUGGUCAGGGAGGCACUGGAUGCUUUGGGGGACAGGGCUGGGAAUGGGCCAGGAUAGCCUUUUCUCCUUGGCCCUGCAGGUUCGACACCAGCGCAGAAGAGAGAGGACCAAAAAACUGUAGAACAAGUGCGUGAACUCAGUCCAGAGAGCUGUGGACAGGUGUCUACCUUAACCUCCGCCACCACUGGCCCUCAUUAGCUGUCUCAGCAAGGGAAGCUUGCAGCUGGGCUGUCUGCAGGGGUGUUAUUUCAGAAAAAUGGCUGGGGCGGGGGAGGCAGGCAGUGGAGCAAAGUUGUGUCAGCAUAUAGACCAUUAUAUGUGAUUAUAUUAUAGCCUGUGAAGUUGAGAGGAUUGGGGGAUGGGGUGGGGCAUACAGACCUAUGAAAAAUCUGGGGAGGGGAGGGAACUGCCCCCGUUACCCUAUAGCAAAUGACACCCCUGGCUGCCUGUGCUGUGCACAGAGCAUUUCAAUCUCUGGGUUAAACAAUGCCACCAAUCCUCCUCCCCCCCCCGUCUUUUUUUUUUUUUUCUUUUCUUUCCUUGAAAGGAACCCUCCUUGCUCUAAGGAAAUGAAAACCCUACGAAGGGGGAACUUGGUUACAGUCCUUGCAAUAAUCCCAACCCACAAACCUGUGGUGAAAGCAGCCAGCGUGUAAAGAUGCCGGUGAUGGGUGGUGAUGAAGUUGACUGUCUGAGUGUACGCUGGAGGCUAACAGCCUGCCUCCGUAACUCCUCCUUGCUCCUGGUCAGAAAAUGUGGGUGUUUGUUGCACUGAACAGCAGGGGUUUCCCUGCAGAGUCCUACUGUAAUGCUCCUCGCCAUGGGAUACUAACUUGUGGCCAAACCACUACAAAAGCAACACCUAGUAUGGCAUGCUCGUCCCCACAGUGGGGACAGACAGAAUUCUGGACCCGAGUGAGGGGCUCAGGAGGAGAGGAGGAGACAGGUGGGUGCUGGAAGAGGAAUGUUGGGCAGUGAUCUAGUUCUUACAUGGGCGUGGGAGGGGAGGGAUUAAUACAGAUUGCUGGGUGUUGAUCAGGUGCUGAACUGGCAGCCAGCUAAAGAGGGGAAAAGCCAUUUGAGCAGGAGAUCGACUGUGGUUGAGGAACAAUCCUUCCUGCCCAGCUUCAGCUCUAGCCCCAACCGUUGGUACCAGUGACCAUGAGGUUUUACUGACUGUUAGGGAUUAGGCAGGGGUUGGUUCUCCCAGGAGGCUGUGCCUAGUAAUCUGCCCUCCCCGCAUGCCUCUAAUGGACUCCUUAGUACGGCAUGCCCACAGGGUUCCCAUCUGUCACCCCUUCCUGCUGAAUGUCCAGCCAUCACAGUGCCCAGCGUAAGCUGUAAGUCUCCGUGGCAGCAGACAGGUGGCUGGCAGGAAGCCAGUUAUAGCUCCCCGAUUCUCUGCCUUGGUCCCAGAGCAGUUUAGAGCAGCUCCCCCAUCCCUCCCAGACUGUGCCAGCUGGCUCUGGUCCCCAUAGAGGCCGUACAUCAGCUGGGGAUUGUCAGAGCUACCAUGCUUGCCUCACUUCCCUUUCCUGUCCCUGAUGUGCCUCUUGUGGCAAGGGCUGGCUCUGUGGCUGCUGGGGACUCCCGAGGAAGGGUCUUAAGGGAGCGGAGUGGCGCUAGGCAUCUGGCCCAAGAACUCUUGUUUGGAGUAGAAACAAAAAUAGAAGAGCGGGGAGAUGUGAAAUCUAAAUCAGAGCAUUUGAUGUGAUGUGUGAAGCGAGUCAGGAGUUCAAGGGCAUUAGCUCAAGCUACAGAUCACGUCUGACUCACCCAUUCCUUGCAGCCACAUCCCCAAUUCCAGACGGCCGAGAAUGGGGGAAAGUGCAGUGACAGGCGGAUUUCAGGAAGAAGCUCGUAAUGUCCUGCCAGUCUGGCUUGCAGAGCGUGGAAGGGCUCAACACUGUCCUAGAGGGGGACUUGUCCCUUGACAAUCAAGACUGGUGGCGGCCCUCUGUGAAACUUUGUGGGUGUGGGAUGGGGGGAGGGGUUACAUGUAUACUUGAAAGCCAUACUGUAGCUAUUACUGACUCUGUUUUGCUUUAUUAAUGGUUUCUGGAAAGCCUGUUGUUCCACAGAUCACUUCCUCUGAGCCUUCCAGUGAUUCCUGACUGCCCCAAUAUGACUGGGUAGCAGGGGACCUCCAGUGAGGGGAUAAGGGGAUACAGUACAUGGGGAGCAGUAAGACACACAUCAUGCCGCCUCAAAUGACGAGGAGCUUGCAGUAUCUUCCCUCAGCAUGGUGGUGGUUGUACCCCUGAAGAAGACAUGGGUAAUCCCCUUUUGAUCCCCCCCAUGUAUGUAAACCAUCUUUAAUAACAGCUCAGGGGCAAGAGGUGUCGAACACAUUGGGUUGUUUUCCUGGAAAACCAUUUCCUUGCAAAUAGUCUUUAAAAAAAGUUUUUGUUUUUUUUUCCAAAAUAAAAGUUAUGUGCACUUA
Messenger RNA from Caretta caretta (loggerhead turtle), 7565 nucleotides. RefSeq names its product BCL2 antagonist/killer 1 (gene BAK1). Gene Ontology annotation, biological process: intrinsic apoptotic signaling pathway in response to DNA damage; regulation of apoptotic process; extrinsic apoptotic signaling pathway in absence of ligand. Gene Ontology annotation, cellular component: mitochondrial outer membrane. NCBI's taxonomy places the organism in Eukaryota, Metazoa, Chordata, Testudines, Cheloniidae. Gene Ontology annotation, molecular function: BH domain binding; porin activity. The record is from RefSeq and is a predicted model, not a curated record.